Molecule: messenger RNA, 2657 nt
Organism: Ostrea edulis (European flat oyster)
Lineage: Eukaryota; Metazoa; Mollusca; Bivalvia; Ostreida; Ostreidae
Product: SKI family transcriptional corepressor 1 homolog-B-like
Exons: 7
Coding region: 117-1973 (618 amino acids)
Biological process (GO): negative regulation of BMP signaling pathway; negative regulation of transcription by RNA polymerase II
Cellular component (GO): nucleus; transcription regulator complex
Molecular function (GO): RNA polymerase II cis-regulatory region sequence-specific DNA binding; SMAD binding; DNA-binding transcription factor activity, RNA polymerase II-specific
Source: RefSeq, a predicted model, not a curated record
GUGACUUCUACCAAAUAAGUUUGUCGUGUCGCUGUAUCUGAAUUUUUCUUACGAAUUCUAUGCAAAUAUUUUGAUAUGAGUAAUGCUUCUUGGACGAUAAAAACUGAUAACAUAGAAUGUUGAAUGAUACAAGUAAAUCUUUCGUUGAAUCUUCGCCUCUUAUUAGCGAUGUCCCAAAAGAUCUGACAACUUCAAGUCCAAUGGAACUGAGCAAACCCACUUCCUCAGACAGACACCCCACCUACGCAACAUCCGGGUCAUAUGUUGCCAGACCAAACCAAGUAUCCACCGUCCUUCUGCAUGGAGUACCCAUCGUCAGCCUGUACAUUGACGGCAGAGAACGACUAUGUCUUGCUCAGAUCUCAAAUACACUGCUGAAACAAUACAGUUACAACGAAAUUCAUAAUAGAAGGGUAGCCCUCGGGAUAACAUGCGUGCAGUGUACCCCGGUACAAUUAGAAAUCUUGCGACGCGCAGGAGCGAUGCCCAUUUCCUCCCGUCGUUGUGGAAUGAUAACAAUGAGAGAAGCUGAGAGAUUAGUCAAGUCGUUCCUAGAAGAGAACAUCCCCCCUAAGCUACCAGAUAACUUCUCUUUUCAUGUCAAACAUGAGUGUGGAUGGGGAUGUGAAGGUUACUUCGAACCGUCUCGUUACAAUAGCUCCAGAGCAAAAUGCAUUAAAUGCAAAAUCUGUAACAUGUACUUUUCCCCAAAUAAAUUUAUAUUCCAUUUUCAUCGCACACAAGAGGCAAAAUAUAGCCAUCCUGACGCCGCUAAUUUUAAUUCUUGGAGACGACAUUUGAAGCUCUACAGUACCUCGGACGAAGCCAUUGUCCAUGCGUGGGAAGAUGUAAAAGCCAUGUUUAAUGGCGGGAGUAGGAAAAGAAUUCUAUCUUCUGAAUCCAGUUCAUCCUAUAGCUCGCAUCGAAAUGACCAUCCAAAGAAACAGAAGCUUUCCUCUGUUGAUUUAGACGUCCCAAAAGAGGUUUUCCAGUCCUCGUACUCACCCUUCAGCUUGCUAUCUCAGCAGAGAAAACCAUUCCAAUUCUCACCAGUAAAUCAUUCCCAACCCAACCCGCCCACUACAUUUGCUCUACCAUUUGCAAAAGAAUGCAUGACCGAUGCAAGCAAAACUUCUCCCAUGCACCCUCCAUCCUGGCCAGCUCUUCACAGCAUGUUCCCUACGUAUAACCUCCUGUGGAAUAAUCCCUUUGUACAAAGUUUUCGCAAUGACUUCCGAGAAUCAAUGAUGGCUUUCAAAGGAAACAUGACCAAGAGAAAGGAAGACAAUUGCAAUGAUGAGGAGUCGUCGUCAUCGGCUGAUAAUAGUCCCUGUUACGAUGACUCUAAUGAAAGAUUCUCAGCUUUUCGAUUGGUUAAUCAGAAUACAAGAAAAGAUUCGAUGAACUCCUCAAAGACUUUCUCAAAUGAUUCCGAGGAUGAAAAUGAAGAAAUUAACAUAACAGAUAUAGUCAAUGGCGAGUCCAUGUCGGAGCAGAAGGAUCUUGUGAACAAAGUGGAUGACAAAGUUACUGAAGUUUUUGAGGAAAGGGACAUUUCAAACUCGCUUAGAGAAAAAGAAAUCAUGAAUAUAGAGGAGGAGAACGUCGUUAAAACCGAAACAGAAAAAAAACCAGUCGUUGAAGAACCAGCCAUCAGUACAUUCAGCUUGGAUACGAGUAUGUCCAAGAGCAAUAGAAAAUCGACACCACCCAUAUCUUCCCCAACAGAAAUGACUAAAGAAGAAAUUCAAAGAGAAGUUCAAGCUGAAAUGGAAAUUAGAAGACAAAUGGAGAAAGAAAUCCAAGCCCUAAAAGAGGCCUUGACGAAUGAACUCGAGCAAGAAAGACAAGUGAGAUUUUCCUUACAACAAAAGUUAAAAGAAGCUCAUGAUGCGCUACACAACUUCUCCUGUAAAAUGUUAGCAUCUCGGAAAUGUGACGAAUGUGAAAUCAAAGAUGGCGAGAAUGCGUGAGACUAUAAGAAGGACUCAUCAAUACUGAACCAUGAUGUCCGGAUCCGCCGGAAUGUUUUCUAUGAAAUCCUUGAUUACCUGUUAAUCACCAUGUUCAACAGGGUUAAUUGGUUGAUAUAUAUGUUGCAUGUAUCAAUAUAAUUUUUUUUCUUCUUCUUCAAUCAAUGGCAUUUGAUGAUCUGGCAAGUGUAAAAGUUAAACUGUGUAUGAAAAGGACCGCCCAGUGGGCCAAUAUGGAAAAUACUGUACGCUUCAGUAAAUGUAUCAAUUUAUAAUAUACAUAACCAUACAUAUUCCAACAUAUGUAGUUUUUAACUAAUUAAAACGGUCUUCUUCUUUUUUCUUUUAUGUAAAUUUGAUAAAUGAAAAGCAAUUUGAAAAUCCUGUAAUUCAUUUUCUUUGAGUUAAGCAUGUUUGGUAUAUAUAUUAUUUUCUUUUAAUUUGUUUUAUCAUUACAUUUAUCAAAGGGUUUGAAUUUAAUUUACUCUAGAUAAUUGAUGGAAUCAUAAAUUAAAAUAUGUUUCACAUUUUUAGACACAAAUUUUACAACUUAGAACUUUGAAUUUGGUAAUGGUUGGUGCAUGCAAUACGUAUGGUCUUAUGAUUCAGAAAUGGCUUAUCUUACAAUCCUUUGAAUGUUGUGUAUGUUAUAUUUCAUUGUUUCAUUAAAUAAAUUUUGUUCGA